UGUAGCCCUUGUAGCAUGGCUGACCAACUGACCGAAAAGCAGAUUGCAGAGUUCAAAGAAGCUUUCUCAUUAUUUGACAAGGACAGGGAUGGGACAAUAACAACGAAGGAAUUGGGGAUAGUGAUGAGGUCCCUGGGACAGAAUCCCACAGAAGUAGAGCUGCAGGACAUGGUCAAGGAAGUAGAUUUGGAUAGUAAUGGCACAGUUGACUUCCCCGAAUUUCUGACAAUGAUGGCAAGAAAACUGAAAGACACAGACAGUGAAGAAGAAAUUAGAGAAGCAUUCCGUGUGUUCUAUAAGGAUAGCAAUGGGUAUAUUAGUAUAGCAGAUCUCCACCACGUGAUGGCAAACCUUGGAGAGAAGUUAACAGAUGAAGAGGUUGAUGAAAUGGUCAGGGAAGCAGACAUUGAUGGGGACGGUCAGGUAAACUAUGAAGAGUUUGUACAAAUGAUGACAGCGAAGUGAAGACACUGUAUAGAAUGUGUUAAAUUUCUUGUACAAAAUUGCUUAUUUGCCUUUUCUUUGUUAGUAACUUAUCUGUAAAAGGUUUCCCC
Mastomys coucha (southern multimammate mouse) is the source of this 554-nucleotide messenger RNA. Its product is annotated as calmodulin-like. The record is from RefSeq and is a predicted model, not a curated record. Gene Ontology annotation, molecular function: calcium ion binding. The transcript has a single exon. NCBI's taxonomy places the organism in Eukaryota, Metazoa, Chordata, Mammalia, Rodentia, Muridae. The coding region runs from base 16 to 465 and encodes 149 amino acids.